AUGACUCGCUUUCUCUCCUUAGCCUUGACUGCGGUCUCCCUACUACCUACCACAUUUGCUCUCCCCUCCAUUGAUGUUAAUGUUCUUUACAACUUCGGCGAUGGCACCUGGGCAGAGAACCUCGCGGUGCGUGCCAAUGGCCAAAUUCUUGUCUCCCGCCUGGAUACCCCUGAAGUUCUCCAGCUUGAUCCAACGGGUGCUAGUGAGCCUAUUGUAGUUACCUCCUGGAACUCGACGACCUACAAGGGUUGUCUCGGCAUAUCCGAGACGAGUCAAGAUGUGUUCUACGUGGUAACCUCCGGCUUCUUCGACCAUAAUUUUGUGCUCACGUCGGGAGUCAAUAGCAUCUGGGAAAUCGACAUGAGAAAUUUCACCGUCUCUAAGAAGACAGGUGAGGUGAAAUCCAAGGCAAUUGUCUCCAAGCUAGUCGAUAUUCCCACUUCGGAUUAUCUGAAUGGCGCUACCACCCUAUCUGAAACCUCAAUUCUUGUUGCCGAUGUUUACAAUGGCUGGGUUUAUCAUGUUGACACACGAACGGGAGCUUACGAUAUUGCCAUCAACGAGGAGAAGAUGAAGUUUGAUGCUGUCCCAAAUCCAGCCUCCAAUCUUGGAGUCAAUGGCAUCAAGAUCAGAGAUGGAUAUCUUUACUGGACUAAUACUGCUGUCGGCACCUUAAACCGUAUUCGCAUCACGAAUAAAGGCACCGCAGUGGGUAAAUCUGAAGUUGUCAUCAAUGUGCCCAGGCCCGAUGAUUUCAUAUUUAAGAAGAAUGGCCUUGCCUUCAUCGCACAGAACCAGAUGGACGAACUCAGCGUCCUCUACCCCAAGUCGUCUGUUGCCCAGGUUGUCGCCGGUAGCAACACAUCGACCAUUCUGGCGGGUGUGACAGCUGGUGCUUUUGGUCGGCUGCAACAUGACAAUAAUAUUCUUUACUUGACCACCAGCGGAGCUGAGGCCUUGCCUAUCAAUGGCUCAGUGACAGUUCCUGCAACUCUUUCUUGGAUUGAUACUACGAAGUUUUGA
Messenger RNA from Penicillium crustosum, 1023 nucleotides. RefSeq lists its product as uncharacterized. Bases 1 to 1023 code for a protein of 340 amino acids. The transcript is spliced from 2 exons. NCBI's taxonomy places the organism in Eukaryota, Fungi, Ascomycota, Eurotiomycetes, Eurotiales, Aspergillaceae. The record is from RefSeq and is a predicted model, not a curated record.